AUGUCUCUCCCAACUCGUGUCAUCGGAGGUCACAAGGCUGCCGUCAAUAACCCUAACGUCUCUGACGACGCUAAGGAGCACUCCCGUCAAGUCAUCGGCGAGCUCGACGAGGCUCCCGAGACCCAGGAAACUCGUCAGAGUUACCAGGAGGGUAAGGACGAGACACGCGUCAACGCCGGUUUCAAGGCUACAUUGAAGAACCCGAAUGUCAGCGAGGAGGCGAAGGAGCAUGCUCGGGAUGUGCUCGAGGACAAACACGCUUUCUAA
Molecule: messenger RNA, 267 nt
Organism: Fomitopsis serialis
Lineage: Eukaryota; Fungi; Basidiomycota; Agaricomycetes; Polyporales; Fomitopsidaceae
Product: Conidiation protein 6-domain-containing protein
Exons: 3
Coding region: 1-267 (88 amino acids)
Cellular component (GO): cytoplasm
Source: RefSeq, a predicted model, not a curated record